AAUUUUUAAUGGCUCAUACAUGAAUGAAAUCAACAACGUGGGAAUAAAGAAGCUCCACGUGAACACAUGAUGGAAGAAAUGUGUGCUGCUCAAAGAAGAAAAAAUAAGCAUCCAUGCAUAAACAAAUACAUUUACUCAGACCAACUGUACAUACAUGUACUCUACACAUCUGUAUGUUAUGCAUUAUGCAAUGCUUUCCAUACUCACACCUCAUUAAUGUUUAAUUAUGUUCCACAUUAUAUUUGUACUUGUUUUCAUAACGUUGAGACUAUUCUAUUACUCGUAUUUCCUUAUUAGGGGUUUAGUUUGUUUAUCAAUCACACUAGAAUCUAUUUGGUGGAGUGCAACUCUUGAUUCGAAACUCACAACUGAGUCCCGACUGCUUCAUAAGAGUGAACUUUUGUUUCAGGACAAUUUGGUCCCUCACUCAAAAGGACGUUUGCCAAAAAAAAAAGAAAAAAAAAAAAAGACCCCACCUCCUCCCUCCAUUUGGCAGAAAAUCAUUGCUUGUGUCUUUAUCCUCCAUCCGCGCUCCCGUCUCCUCGAAGCGCGCGCGAGGAUUUCCUGGUGCGCGCUCCUUGGCACGGCGCCGCGCACUCCAGCGCCUGUGUGUAGUAACCCAGAGCAGCAGAGCUCUCAGAUAGACAUGGCGGCGGAUCCUAAGCCGGACUGGCUCUCCUGCCUUCCCUCUUCUUGGAGUUAUGGGGUGACUCGGGAUGGACGCAUAUUCUUCAUCAACGAAGAAGCGAAGAGUACAACCUGGUUGCAUCCUGUUACUGGAGAAGCUGUGAUCACUGGGCACAGAAAAACUCCAGAUUUACCAACAGGAUGGGAGGAAGGAUACACAUUCGAGGGGGCUCGCUGCUUCAUCAAUCACAAUGAGCGAAAGGUGACCUGCAAGCACCCGGUGUCAGGAGUCCCCUCCCAAGACAACUGCAUCUUUGUUGUAAACGAACAUGUGAGUUGUGGAAAGCUUGUCCACCCUGACAGGCCCGUAGAGGCUCCCACCAGGCCAGCUCCUAAGACUUCGUCAGAGCAGGACAGCAGCAGUGAGAAGAAGGAACGUCCCAUGAGCACCAUGAGCGAGGCUUCAAACUACACAGGUGGCUCCGACUACAGCACCUUUCCUGGCAGCCCCACCACCACGGUCACGACAGCCACCACCACCACCUGUACAUCAUCCACACGGCCGUCUAGGUCUUCCAAAAAAAUUCACAACUUUGGCAAGAGGUCCAACUCCAUCAAGAGGAACCCCAACGCCCCUGUGGUCAAGAGCAACUGGCUGUACAAACAGGACAGCACGGGCAUGAAGCUGUGGAAGAAGAGGUGGUUCGCGCUGUCCGACAUGUGCCUCUUCUACUACCGUGAUGAGAAAGAGGACAGCAUCCUGGGAAGUAUCCUGCUGCCCAGCUUUCACAUCUCCAUGUUGUCCGUGGACGACCACAUCAGCAGGAAAUACGCCUUUAAGGCUACUCAUCCCAACAUGCGGACGUAUUAUUUCUGCACCGACACAGCCAAAGAGAUGGAGUCCUGGAUGAAAGUCAUGACGGAUGCUGCCCUCGUCCACUCUGAACCAGUCAGAAGAUCGGACAAGUUGAAAGUGGACCAGCGAGCACCUCAGGAGUUGAACAACUUACUAAACCACAGAGUUUUAACUCGGCCUGAGAUUCAGAACAACGAACGCAACCGAGAACCCGUGCGGCAACACUCCCUCUCUCAGGCCGACGACAAAUGGCAAAAAGACGUAGAGAAACACAACGGCCAGAGGGAACGUGAAUACUACACCUUACAGAGAGAUGGUGAGAGGUACUCGCUAAAGAAAGAUGGGGUGAGUUAUAUGCUUCAGAAGGAUGGAGAGAAGUUUCUCCUGCAUAAGGAUGGAGAGAAGUACUUGCUGCGAAAAGACGGCGAGAAAUACUCACUGCAGAAAGAUGGAGAGGUAUACACCAUUCACAGGGAUCUGGAGAAGUACGCUGUACAGAAGGUGGGUGAAAAGUACACGGUGGCAUCAACAGAGGAGAAAUAUGCUCCACCGAAAGACGGGGAGAAGUAUUUGCUUACGAAGGAUGGAGAAAAAUAUGCACUGCAGAAAGUCGGCGACAGGCACACGCUGAAAAAAGAAGGACAGAAAUAUGUUCCUCAAAAGGAAGUGAAGAGACAGCUGUCACUAAAGGAGACCGACAGGUACGCCACAAUGCGGGAGAUGGAGAAUAAAUAUGGUACCAUACAUGUUAUGGACAAAUACGGCACUAUGAGGGCAGUGAAGAAAUACAGUACACUACGAGAAGGAGAUAAAUAUGCUACUCUCCGAGAAGCAGAGAAGUAUGCUACAGUCCGUGACAGUGAUAAAUAUGGCUUCCAGAGGGACCCAAGCGGAGAGAGGUCUCUGACUAAAAUCAGCAGCAUCAAGUUGCAGCCGGCUCAAGCUGCCGCCAUCGCAGCGGCUGUGUCUGAAUCUCGCCAGGCCAACCUGAAUGUCCAAAAGCCCACGAAGGUUAACAGCUUGGGGCCCGUGGCAGGGGAGCAGACUGCGGACUGCACCGCGGCAGAUGUGGAUGGCAGCGUUGCCAGGGUUCCAAUAAAGUCCCCUGUCCCAGUGCCGGAGCCAGAGAAGGGCCUGUCCAGGACAAACUCCAUGCAGCAGCUGGAGCACUGGGUCCGCACACACAGAUCAAGAGGACUGGAUGAUGACACCAGGAGCAUUACAUCCUACCAGACCUUACCAAGGAACAUGCCCAGCCACCGUGCUCAACUCGUGCCCCGCUACCCAGAGGGCUACCGCACACUGCCCAGGAACAGCAUGAUGAGGCCCGAAAGCAUAUGCAGCAUGGCGGGUUCUGUGUACGACCGCGCACUCCGUCCCGCUUCUACCACCAGUGUCACCACAGCAGAGAAGAGGAGGUCUAUGAGGGAUGACACUAUGUGGCAGCUGUAUGAGUGGCAGCAGAGACAGGCUUUCUCCAGGCAAAGUCUUGCUCAGCCAACAGCCGUGGGUCAUUAUGGAACCCUGCCCAGCACAAAGACUAUGGGCAACAUCUCUGAACAUGCUGUGGCGCAGUCGAUCCCCAGCUCACCAUCUCAUGGCUCCUUGGCUCUCUACAGCACCUUCUCUGCUCCUCAUCAGCAGGUUGCUCACAACCCCAGCAACUCCUUCUCUGAGGUGACCUCACCCGUGAUCAGAGGGGAUGGGACACUGGACCGCCGGCAGAGGACACAUCUCGCCAAGUGCGGGUACCCAGCUGACCGGCGAUCGAUUGCAGCCGGCGUCCCUCCUCAGACCAUCACCCCACAGUCGCUGCAAGGCAAGACGCCCGAGGAGUUAACACUACUGCUGAUCAAGCUCCGCCGGCAGCAGGCGGAGCUCAACAGCCUGCGGGAGCACACAGUAACUCAGCUUAUGGCCCUUGGUAUGGAGGGGCCCAACGCCAAGACUGAUGUUCUUUCUCAUCACCUCCAGAGGAACCUUAUUUACCUGGACAGCCAGACGAAGGAGAAUGAGCCUCUAAUCUUCAUGAUUCAUACUAUGAUCGAGAACUCGGCACCGAGGCCACAACUCUACCAGCAAGUAAGCCCGGACGACUUUAAGGACAGCUCCUUCAGCCAGCGCACAGAGGAGGCUGACGUGGACACCAAGCUGAGCAGACUGUGCGAGCAGGACAAGGCGGUGAGGAUGCAGGAGGAGAAAAUGCAGCAGUUGCACAGAGAGAAGCACACUCUGGAGACGGCCCUGCUGUCAGCCAGUCAGGAGCUGAGUGAACAGAGCGGCUCCAGUGCUGCAGCCACACAGAGCCUGGUCCAGCAGAGAGACGUGCUGCAGGGCGGCCUCCUGAGCACCUGCAGAGAGCUGUCCAGAGUCAGCACUGAGUUGGAACGCUCCUGGAGGGAUUAUGACAGGCUGGAGGCAGACGUCACUCAGGCUAAGUCCAACCUGCUCGAGCAGCUGGAAGCCCUGGGCAGCCCACAGACAGAGCCUCCAAGCCAGCGGCACAUCCAGAUUCAGAAGGAGCUGUGGAGGAUCCAGGACGUAAUGGAGGCUCUGGCCAAAAACAAACCACAGCGGUGCACAGACAACACAGAUUUUCCUGGCUCUAAACCUCUCUCCAGUGUCCAGAAGAAUGAACAAGCUCCAGACUAUCGUCUGUAUAAGAGUGAACCUGAGCUGACAACCGUCAAAGAGGAAGUGGAUGAGGCCAACGGUGAGGACAAGGACAAGACAGAGACCUCUGCAGAGAGUAAAGACACUGCAUCCUCAAAAGUGCCCCCCUACCCGGUGGGCAUUGUCCCUCCCAGGACCAAAUCUCCCAUGAGCCCUCCUGAGUCGUCCACCAUCGCCUCCUACGUCACCUUGAGGAAGACCAAGAAGCCAGAGUCCAGAUCAGACCGUCCCAGAAGUGCAGCGGAUCAGCCGGGCUACGGGGAGCGAGAGGUGGGCAGAACGAGGAUGAGUGUGGAGGAACAGCUGGAGAGGAUGAGGAGAAACCAGGAGGCCUCAUCGCUCCGAGAGAAGAAGAGGGAAACCCCAUCCCGCUCCCCCUCCUUCAGCAAAGACAACCCUUUUGUUAUCCAGCAGACCCGCGCCCAGGCAGAGGGUGCCUGUGCAGACCCUGUGGAACUGGAGGCAGCACUGCAGCAGCUGAAGGUGGCCGCUGAGGCUGCUGGGACUCACGCAGACAGAGCUCUGACGGCACCAGAGAUUCACAUGGAGGUGCAGAGAGAGGAGGAGGUGAAAAAUGACAAAUGUGAGGAGAUACAGCAGAGCAGGACUGUGACCCUGCUCAGUGUGAAGGAGCAGCAGGCUGAGACCAACAGCAUAGACAAUGAGAUGUGUGAAAGUCAGAGGGUGGUGAUUCUGGACCUGGGCACUGAACCUCAGCAUGUGGAGAUAGUAAAUCUCGAGCCCUUUGAGGAUGACGAAAGCAGGAAGCAAGAUCUGACGAGCUCACCUACAAACACCACCACGGAAAACAGCCUCCACACCCCUGAGCCUGAAAUGGCCAGUCCAGAGCCCAAAGACGAGGAGGGGAACCUGACAUCACAAACCACCAGAGAGCAGAAGCUGGAGAGGAGCCUGGACUCUUACAACCAGCUCACAGCAGACAACAAGAAACACAACAACAACAACAUGCUGGCCUCGCAGACAUUCACCUUGGUGAGCAGCGACACGUGAGCAACACCGGCCUUGAUCUCCACACUGGCCUCCCGUAGAGCCCAAAUGUAGCCAGCCCGCACAGAGCAUGCUCCACGGCUUCUGACGACAGAACUACUUUGUUACUACUGUUACAUGCCCACAAGGAGACUGAGACUGGCAGCCCUGCUAACAGACUGGACCACACACAGAUGGACCACCCCUCUCAUCCAGACAGAGAGAAAGGCAGAUGUACUGCAUCUUUAGCACCUAUUAGAUCUGUCCAUACUGACGUGUCCUGAAGCUGAGCAUUCGUUCCAUGUUGUCCCAAAACAUUUCUGCAUAGAUGUAAGAUUGUGAAAUGGUUUUUGUUAUUUGAAAGGUUCAUGGUUACAACUUCUUCAUUAUGCCUGAUGACGACGUCUGACGGUGAAAAAACUAACAACUAUGAAAAAUGCUUUUGCUGCAAAAUGAGUCACCAUCUAUGGCGUAACAGGUAAAAGGUCCAUUACUGAAAAAAGAAGGUUUGGAGGAUUAACUUGACUAUCAACUGAUUCAUUUAACUUCGUCCUAACUUGACCAACACAAUAGUCAUACCUAAUUAUUACCAGUUAUGAACACUGGUAAUAAUUGAACAAGUUGUGUUUAUUGUACAGAGAUACUGCAGCACUGGGUGGGACUUACUGAUCACCAGUCCCGUGUGUCACGAACACUCCUUUCCACACUGGUUCACACCUGGAGGCCAGUAAUUUCCAAGUUGGAGUUGUUUGGCUCAACGCCCCCUCGGUAGUAGUAAUGAGGGUGUGUGUACUGUGCACAACUGGCUCCUAUUGAAAGGAACCUGUUGAGGUGGUUCGGGCAUGUGGCAAGGGCACACCAUGGACACCAGUCUUCAACAGCUCUCUAGGCACGUCCCAACUCAUUACGCCAUUAGGUUGCAGUACACACAAGGGAACGGUUAAUCACUGCAACACUGUUAUUUUCUAUUUCUGUGAUCUAGGGCCUGAAACAAGCCAUUGGCAAACGUAGUUAGAGUGCGUUAUUUAUUUCCUUCUGUUUUACUGGUGGAUGCAGUUAUUGCUGCAACCUACUGGGGAACUGUAAGAGGAAUUUACCUAUAAAGUAUCCAGCAGAAGAGUGCAAUAUUCAAACAUGGUUUUAAAUUGUUCAACAGUGUAAAGAAAAAUGGAGAACAGGUUGUCAGUCUUUCCCAUCCCUGGGUCAGCUAGUCCAUCGUCGUCUGUGGUCACAGACACUUAUUUUUUUAUUUAUCUUUAAUUCAUCUUUAAAGAACUAUAAAUAUAAAGAACUAAACUAUUUCACAAUCUUGACUGUAUGUAUGGUUUGUUUUGGGGUCAUAUAGCUCUAUAGAACCAUGUUGCCAAAUACAUACACACGUCAAUAUACAUAACUUUUGAUACCUUGCUAAGUAUUAAAGUCAUUUUAACGUGAGUAUUUAAAAUGAGAAUAUUUUACUGAUGUGGAGGAGGGGAUGCUGGCUGGUACCGAGUUGCUAGAGGGGACUGUAUAGCUGUAUAUAGGAGCACUUGAGUCAUCUCACCGCAGAUGGGCUAAGCACCAAAACUCGACACACAUGCAGUGCUUUACUUUAACCCCAAAGUGAUCGCUGAUGGUCUUUGAUUUUCACCUACUCUGAUUUCAAUUCUUUGUGUUGAUUUGAGACCAGAGGCUCCCUUAUCGCUCUAUUUUCACAUCCUUUGCACCUGCAUAGUAACAGAUUGUCCUUUAUUGAUUAUACAUAUAUAAAUAUAUAAAAAGUAUAUAAAGAAACUGAAAGCAGGUUUUUACUUCAACAAGGUGCCACUUUGUGCUGCUGUUUUUCUCUUUUUUUGGACACAACUAUGUAUCUUGCAGAAGUCUGUCUCUUUGUUUUUUCUCUGUUUGGUUUACAUCACUUAGCGGAUCUACAGUGAAGAGGCUGAGGGACAUGACGCAGAUCAGACGCUUUGGGUUGGAAUCUCUGUGGUGGUGAAGGAUCGCAGAAUAGCACAUGUACGAAGCAAUAAGAAGAACUUUGGAGCUCCAGGACAUAAAAAGAAAUUUAAAAAGAGAUGUAUAAAAUGUAAAAACAAAAUAAAUAAAGCAAGAUAGAAUAAUUUAUGUACACACUGAAAAGAAGAGCAAAUAUUAUAACUAUAAGAGGUUAUUAUUAAUAUUAUUAGGGUCAAUAUGCAAAAAGUUCAUACCCAUCUGUUUUAUAUCAUGUGAAAUAAAUGUUGAUGUUCUUAAAUUGUUGUAAUUGUUCUCUUGUCAAC
Messenger RNA from Paralichthys olivaceus (Japanese flounder), 7401 nucleotides. The record is from RefSeq and is a predicted model, not a curated record. Lineage: Eukaryota; Metazoa; Chordata; Actinopteri; Pleuronectiformes; Paralichthyidae.